AUGGGUAAAAAUGGGUACAACUUCAGGAGUCAUCUCACCGACGAGUACCAGCCAGGCAAUGGGCAAAAAUUGGGUUUGGGGAUUUUGGCCAACGUGGGAUUCGGUUCCCCCCCCGAUGCAGGCGCGGACCCGGCGCUGUCGGACCCCGAGCUGGCGCAGCGGCUGCGGCGGAACCGGCGCCUGGCCCUGGCCCGGCUGGACGACGUCAUCGCGCGGUUCGCACAGCGCCAGGAGCGGCACCACGAGAGGGGCGACGGAGCCGGGGCACGGAAACGGGCACGGGGAAACCGGAGGAAGAAAGAGGAGGAGGAGGAGGAAGAGGAGGAGGAAGAAGAGGAGGAAGAGGAAGACGAGGAAGAGGAGGAGGAAGAUGAAGAAGACGAGGAAGAGGAGGAGGAGGAAGAGGAGGAGGAGGAGGAGGAAGGAGAAUCCUCGGAGGCCGAAGGGCGGGUGAAGGUCAAGGAGGAGGAGGAGACGGAGGAGGAGGAGGAGGAAGGAAGAGAAGCCGCGGCGGCGCAGGGUGCGGCCGAUCCGGGGGUCCCGGCGCUGCCCCUCCCCCCCAAAGCCGAGGGGGAGGGGGGGGGUCCCGAGGGGGGUCCCGAGCCCCUCCCCCCCCCCCAAGCCCGAGCUGUUCCUGCUGGAGAUCGAAGCGCCACGCCCAAGGCCACGCCCCCCUCCCCGCGGGGCCACGCCCCUCCCCCGCCCCCGCCCGGCUUGGAUUUGGGGGGCGGGGCCCGCAAGCGCCCCUGCCCCCCCUCGCCCCCCUCCCCCCCCCGGCCCAUCAGCUCCACCUCCCUGAACGGGGGGGGAGGGGCGGGGGGGGCCGAGACCCCGCCCCCGGCCCAGGGACCCCCCCCCAGGAAACGGAGCCGGAGCGAGACCCAGAGGUGA
Melospiza melodia melodia is the source of this 891-nucleotide messenger RNA. RefSeq names its product death domain-associated protein 6-like. The record is from RefSeq and is a predicted model, not a curated record. The coding region runs from base 1 to 891 and encodes 296 amino acids. NCBI's taxonomy places the organism in Eukaryota, Metazoa, Chordata, Aves, Passeriformes, Passerellidae. The transcript has 5 exons. Gene Ontology annotation, molecular function: histone binding.